AUGGAUGCCGAUGUCGAUGAGAUCGAUAUCGAUGAUGACGAUGACGACGAUGCUGGCAUAUUCAGCAUCGCCAAUGACCGCCAAAGUGAGGACAAAGAUACCCUCACUGGUGAAGACAACGUUCUUUCAGCAGUGCACACGAAGAGCACUGCUGUUGACAAGGAUGAAUUAGCAAAGGAAUUUCUGCUGACUCGCGAAGCGGUUGUCCGCUUCGUUCAAGACUCUCUUGUAGAUGCACUAGAUAGAAAGGAAAGAAACGCAGACAAACAUGGAAAUGUUUUUUCAUCCAAUGAAGGAGAUUUAGGUUCAAUGUCUACAGUAAACCUACCGAAACACGCAGUGACAGACGUGGGCAGCAGUAAAUUACUGUCCAGGUACAUCGGUCCAUUUCGUGUGUUGCGCCGAAUGGGCGACGCAUACACUAUUGAACUGCCCCGUAAGAUGCGCACGCAUUCUACGUUUAUCGUUGGUCGUCUCCGCCCGUACUAUCAGUAUGAGCCCGUUUCGAGAUGCAAAGAACACCUCCGCGGUCGAGAGCCGAGACCACCAUUGAGUGGUCCAGUUUCAACGAACCAGUCUGGUCGACUAGCGAAGCGACCUGUUCACGCAGCUCAGUGA
This is a messenger RNA of Peronospora matthiolae, 618 nucleotides long. The record is from the annotation of a GenBank genome assembly. Lineage: Eukaryota; Oomycota; Peronosporomycetes; Peronosporales; Peronosporaceae.